GAAAUGUCAAACUGUAUACUUUACAUAUCUUAUAAUCUAUUUGCUUAGACCAAUAAUACUCUCUAUUAGGUAAACCAUUUCUUUCAUUGUUCAACAAUUAUGUAAAAGGCUUGUAUUGUAUGUAGUUCGUACAUACCUAAAGUGCUUACUGUCAUGUUCUUUUCUUAUUGUGUCGAAGUAACAAAAAGCAGUAAACCUUGAUUUAAUAUGACAUUUCACGGUUUGAAUUUCAACACACAGGUUGUUGAAGUGGAUAAUAAUGUGGAGGCUACGCUUACGAAUACUACUUGUUAUCCUCAGUUUUACGACCAUAGAAGCUGAAGAUCCUGAGUUGCCAUUAUGCCCAACUAACAUGCAGUAUUUCCCACAAAAUCUUCCCAUGCAUUGUCGCCUACCAGGAACAGUGCCUCCUUUUCCAUCACUAGGAUACCAGAAUCCUUUACCUGACAAACAACCCAUACCAAUGCCGGUUCCUCUCCCUGGAAUGCCUGGCCCAAUACCGGGGCCCAUGCCUGGACCAAUGCCCAUGCCAAUGGUACCCAUGCCUCCAUCACCAGCACAUAAGCUUCCUGUAAUCGUAAUGCCGUUCUAUUCACCCGACACAUCUGGCAAAAAACCACAUACGUCACAUCAAGAUAGACCGCCAAGGAAACGCAGACUACCUGUAAGAAAAAGGAAACCAAAAUACUAUAGUUCCGAUGAAGACAGCACCAAUACUGACUCGUCUACAGACACGGAUUAUUCUACUGAUACCUCUUCUGAACGUGGGUUUUGGAGAGGCCCAAGAACAGGCAGGCGGUCAAAUCGACAUCAUAAAUCCAAAAGAAAGAAACAUCAACAACAACAGAACAAAGAAAUCCUUACACCAAUUCUUCAGUACGUCACCAAAGAUGGAUACGUGAUAUUUGAAAAACAGAUAUCUAAAGGGGAGGCUAAAGAUUGGUUAGGGAGUAAAAGUGAACAUAAUAAUCUGAAAGAAGUGACUACAGUUAAGAAUGAAAAUGAUUUUGAAUAUGAACCUAGAGAACCAAGAUCGAAUGACAAAUUAAUGAAGAACUUAGACGAAAUAGAAGUUCAAACAGAGUUGAAUCCACAUCAAGUGCAUAAAAAGAAAAACUUAAAGCGAAAGCCAAAUAAAAAAACUACGUAAUUUCAUUUUAAGUUUAUAG
Molecule: messenger RNA, 1169 nt
Organism: Maniola jurtina (meadow brown)
Lineage: Eukaryota; Metazoa; Arthropoda; Insecta; Lepidoptera; Nymphalidae
Product: SR-related and CTD-associated factor 4-like
Exons: 2
Coding region: 260-1150 (296 amino acids)
Source: RefSeq, a predicted model, not a curated record